Molecule: messenger RNA, 3013 nt
Organism: Lates calcarifer (barramundi perch)
Lineage: Eukaryota; Metazoa; Chordata; Actinopteri; Centropomidae
Product: adenylate kinase 7-like
Biological process (GO): nucleobase-containing compound metabolic process
Cellular component (GO): cytoplasm
Molecular function (GO): AMP kinase activity; ATP binding
Source: RefSeq, a predicted model, not a curated record
CAACAGAGCAUUUCAUUGGCUGCGCCGUAGCAACCGGAAUGAGUCCAUAGCAACAGGUAAUGAACAAGUUCUUUUUGACAACAAUGUAGCUAGACUGCUAGUUAAAGCGGUAAAAUACGUUUUAGCAAUAGAGUUAUAACGGCAAGAGCUCAAAGUAUUAGUAAGAAUAAAUUGUAACCUUUUUAAAAUGGGGGACAAAAAGACUGGUCCCAAGCGUAUUUUUGUCAACGACGUCGACAAGUAUUCCUCCAGACACAUCGCCAAGUUUUUAUCGACAUGCGUAUCCGGAGAUAGCUCCGAAGAUGCCGAGGCAGAGGAGACUUCAGCCUCCCCCCAAGGUGAGCCUGCUUUCCAGAUAGUGGGAACUGUAUCCCCCUCCUCCAAAGACGAAAAGAUAAGCUUUCUGCUGGAACAAUAUACGUCACCAACUCGAGAUGAGCUUCUUGAACAUCUGCUGGAGUGUGAUGUGGUCGUGUACAACAUCUCCGAAAAUGCAACACAAGAAGAGGUUGAAGAGGCAACAUGGGCAAUUACAGCCCUUCAUGCUGAGUUGGAAAACUUCAAGUCUCGGAAAAUGUUCAUCUUAGUCUCGACAGUGAUGACCUGGGCCAUGACCAAGCCACAGAAUCCGGAGGAACCAGAUGUUCUGCUGACGGAAGAAGAGUUCAGAAGAAGAAGGCCUCAUCCCAGUUUCAGAAACCACAACAAUCUGGAGAAACUUGUGCUCAAACUGGGUAGAGGGAAGAAGACCAAACUCAACGGUUACGUUUUGGGUUGUGGUCUUCAGUAUGGCAAGGGGGAGAACCUCUUUCACUACUUCUUCAAGGUGUCUUGGCUGAUGCAGUUUCCAGGAGUUCCUGUAUUUGGACAGGGAACAAAUCACAUCCCUAUGAUUCAUGUCUAUGACCUUGCAGGAGUGAUCCAAAACAUCAUUGAACACAGGCCAAAGUCAAAGUACAUCCUUGCUGUCGAUGAUUCCAAGAACACUUUGGAGGAUAUUGUAAAGAUGAUAAGUGAAACACUUGGGCCGGGAAAAAUUAACAAAUUACCACAGCAGGAAGCCAUCACCAUGAGGGCUUUUAAGCCAGAGGAGCUGGAGUACCUGAAUAUCAACCUCCGCAUGGACGCUUUCAUCAUAAAAGAUUCCUUUCAGCCUCACAUGGACGUCGAGUCUGGGAUGGUUGAGAACAUGGAGAGAAUUGUGGAGGAAUACAAAGACACCAGACAGCUACUUCCCAUCAGAAUCUGCGUGGUUGGACCUCCAUCUGUGGGUAAAACCACUGUUUCAGAGAAGCUCUGCAAUCACUACCAGAUACACCACAUCAAGAUCAAAGAGGUCAUUAAGGAAAAGAUUACACAACUGAAAAGGAUAGUGGAUGGAGAUGACCCUGAAGAAGAUGUCAGUGAAGAGCUGAUAGCUGCUGCGCACACACAACUGGACGAUAUUAACAAAAGCAUGGAAAUGAAUGCAGGUCGACUGGCUGACCAUCUAGUGUUUGACAUUUUGCAAGAAAAGCUGAAUUCAAAGCCAUGUAGGAACCAAGGAUUUGUUCUGGAUGGCUUCCCUAAGGCCUACGAACAAGCAAAGAUGAUUUUCUUGGACGAGGAAACAGAGAACCAGGACCUGAUGGUUAAAGCACCUGUGUACAACAAGAAGAUCACUCCAGAGCAUGUUAUUGCUUUGGAAGCAUCUGAUGAUUUCCUGACAAAAAGAGUACAAGGACUUCCAGAGAGUGUAGCAGAGAAAAUGCGUUACACCCAGGAUCAGUUUCUACCCCGCCUCAUGAGAUACAGACAGCGCUGCACUGCUGAGGAAACCCUGCUGGACUACUUCGACGAACUAGAGAUUCACCCAGAACACAUCGAGGUCACUACAGAUGAUCCAGAAUACACAGAUGUUAUGAGCAAGAUCACGGAGAUGGUGGGGGUUCCCAAGAACUAUGGCCUGAGUCCAGAGGAGCAGGAGGAGGAGGACAGAAAGAAAGAAGAAGAGAGGAAGCAGAAAGUGGUUGCAGAGGCUGCUGAGAGGAAACGCAGGAACGAGGCUGCACUGGCUGAGAUGGCUGCUCAGUAUGAGGAGUGGCAGAAGAAUUUGUCAGAGGUGAAAAGACAGGAGCACGAGCUGCUGGAAGCUCACUCUCUCCCUCUGAGAAACUACCUGAUGAAGUAUGUGAUGCCCUCGCUCACUGAGGCCAUGUUAGAGUGCUGCAAGAUCAAACCAGACGACCCCGUCGAUUUCCUGGCUGAACAUCUUCUGCGGAACAACCAACAAGAUUAAAAAUCAAUUUCAGAAGGAGAUGAUGGAACACAUAUAUUCAUUCUACAGUAAUUAACAUAGUCAAACGAUAACAGUACCGGACGUGGUAAUGUGAAAUGAUCUGAGUGAACCAUCAGUGUUACAGGCUACAAUAAAUAUGAGAAUGUUUGAUUAGAAAGCUGUAAAAAUUUUGUUUCUGAUCCCGUCAUUUCAGCAGUUGAUCUGUUUGUUAAUAUCACAGAUACCCUUCAUAAAACCUCGGACAGGUCCAUGCUUGUGUUUUUGUUGUCAUAUACACGUUUGCCCAGGGCAGAGAGUGGCUGGCUUUCAAGAUCUUUCUUUAUAAAAACACCAAUGAAACACUAACAUGUUUCUGCAGUGAGUCAUAACUCAGUGAGUCAGUGAGUUAUCUACACACUAGGGGAACCAGCAUGUAUAAUCCCUAUAAUCCCUAUAAUUCCUUUGAGUUGACAAGUUGUGGGAAUAAAUCUGUUAUCGUUGUGUUGUUAAAUGGUCAAAUAACUGAAACUGCUCACGGACUUCUCAGCUUCCUAUAAGUCAUCAGAUCUGCAUUGUUGUCUUGAUUUCCUACAGCCAGGUCAGAGGUCAAACGCAACAUUGGAGACUCCACUUGAUAAACUAAAGAGCUAAAAAACAAAGUGUCCUGCUGGAAGAGGAUUAAAACUGGUCAGAGUGAUUUUCCAAACAACCAAAAAUCACCUAAAAUCACGAUAACGCAGGAAUAAAAUACUUAAA